AUGGGUAGAAAAUCGGAUGGACACCGCAGUGGAGGUUCGCAGCGCAGAGAUCCCACGCCCAGCAAGCAGGAGAUCAAGCAGGAGAUUGUCGAUGAUGAUGGAAAAUCCUUUUUGCGCGCCUUCUCUCCAGCGCCGCCCAGCUUCUCGCGCUCCCCAAAGGCGUUCGGCAGUGGAUCCGGCGCGCCCACCACUCAGGCGCAGGCGCAUCGCCCUGCCACUGCCAACGCCCCGCUGGCCCGUGCCACCCCUACCAGAAUUUCUGAAGCCUCUCAAAAAAUUCCUGUCGCGCUCAAGUUCAGGUCUCCCAUCACGCCCUCGAAAAAGGUCACGUUCGCCCCGCGUCCGAUUUUCGAACCCAGCCCUGGCACAAUGGCACCGCGCAAGCUCGACGGAGUUCACUCGCUGAACGCGCUGCUCGAGGCAGGCAGCAAGGAACCCGCCCAGACCAAGGGCAAGUUCACCAAGACCGCCAAGCCCAAGGCCGACAAGAAGUUCGACCCUCGUGCAGACGACUCUGACUCCGAAUCGUCCAGCGCCGACAGCGAUAGCGAUGACGAGCCAUCCCCAGGCUUUCUGGCUAGCAUCAAUGGCCAUGUGUCUCCCAAGAAGUCUGCCGACACUCCCUUGAAGAAGGCCAAGCGUGGCAAGGACGAUGAGGUUGCCGAUAGCGACGUCGAGCGCACCGCCUCGUCCGCGAAGGCCAAUGCUACCAAGAAGAAGCCUACGAGACCCGAGAGCUCCUCUGAAGACGAGUCUUCCUCUGCCGAAGCCGAGGAGCAGUCCGACUCAGACUCCGACUCCAGCGACAGCGAUAGCGAGUCCAACAAGAAGCCGGCCCAGAAGGUGACCGAGAAGGCAAAGGCGGUUGAGAAGGCCGCCAGCAGCAGCUCCUCCGAGUCGGAGAGCGAGUCUGAGAGCGAAGCCGAGGAGACGAGCAAGCCCGCGGCCAAGCCAGCAACAAAGCCUGCAGCAAAGCCUGCUGUCAAUGGCACCAAGUCGACCAAGGCCGCUUCCACCAGCUCCAGCGAAAGCUCGAGCGAAGAGGAGUCUAGCGACAAGGAGUCCAGCAGUGAAGAGGAAUCCAGCUCCGAUAAGGACGGCAGCUCUGACUCCGACUCCGACGAUGAGGUAGAGGAGCCUGCUGCGGUUGUUACUCAACGCACUGGCAAGGAGCUCAGUGUCCCUGGCUUCGUUGGAAAGGACUUCAUCCUCAGAAAGGCUCAGGGCGAUGAGGACGGAAAGGACAUGGUCGACUUCUUCGCCAAGGCCAGGGUCGAUGGCAAGCAGCUCUGGUACUUUACCGCUCCUGCUUCGGUCCCAAUCAACGUCAUCGAGAAGCUUGAGAUCCCUAUGGAUAAGGUCAAGAAGGGGCAGCCAAUCUUCAAGCACAACUCGGAGGACUAUACUGUCGAUCAGGAUGAUGGAAGCACGUCGAUCCAGCUGAUCAUUCCCAACAAGAAGGGAGCCCGCUAUGAACCAGCUCCUCACAAGGUUGACAACGUCCUCCACUUCAAGCGCGUCACGCAGCUGCCCGGCGGCGACCCCCGUGUGAACACGCGCGCUAUCGAGCCGAGCGCCGUCCGCCCCCAACCCCCGAACCUGACCGCACGAUUCCGUCCCAUCGGUGUCACUGACAAUACCCCCAUGGGUAACAUCGGAGUGGAUGCCUCAUCCGACGAGAGCGACGUCGAGAUGACCGCGGCCCCCGCAGUGUCCAGCUCCAAGAAGUCCAAGCAGGCUGCCAAGUCGCAAGACGCCAUGGACAUUGACGAGCCCACUCCCAAGGCCAAGAAGUCCUCCAAGAAGGAGAAGAAGUCCAAGACGGCCAGCGAACCCGCCCAAAACUCUCAGUUCACCAUCAUCGAGGUGCCCAACUCUCAGCCCCUUACCUCCAAGAAGGAGAAGAAGAGCAGCAAGAAGCGACGCGAUAGCAUCGAGUCGAUCUCGAGUGUUGGCUCCAACCCCAAGCCUGAGCCGAAGAAGGCCGCGGCCACCCCCAAGUCGUCGAAGCGCAAGCACUCCUCCGAGGACGACCAGGAUUCUGCUUCCGCUCAGCUGGAGCAGGAGACCUUGUCCGCCGAGAAGAAGGCUAAAAAGGCAAAGACAGAGACUGCCAUUCUGCCUCCCACCAUUCCCAAGGCCGGCUUCUCCUUCUCCAGCCUCGGCAGCCCGACUCCCACCUCGACUCCUCAGUCGACCAAGUCCAAGAGCUCGAAGAAGACCAAGGAGACCCCUAUUCAGCCCCCCAAGCGCCAGUCGAUUGUGCCCAUUCCCAUGCCAGGCGUGAAGAUGGCUUCGCCUGCCGCCGCGGAGACGCCCAAGGAGAAGACCAAGCGCAAGUCCAAGUCGGACAAGAAGGAGACGCCCGUUCCCGCGCCCAAGUACUAG
Colletotrichum chrysophilum is the source of this 2388-nucleotide messenger RNA. RefSeq lists its product as uncharacterized. NCBI's taxonomy places the organism in Eukaryota, Fungi, Ascomycota, Sordariomycetes, Glomerellales, Glomerellaceae. Gene Ontology annotation, biological process: transcription by RNA polymerase I. The record is from RefSeq and is a predicted model, not a curated record. Bases 1 to 2388 code for a protein of 795 amino acids. The transcript has 2 exons.